Messenger RNA from Cyclopterus lumpus (lumpfish), 5907 nucleotides. It is a transcript of the gene setbp1, whose product is annotated as SET binding protein 1. Gene Ontology annotation, molecular function: DNA binding. The transcript has 7 exons. Lineage: Eukaryota; Metazoa; Chordata; Actinopteri; Perciformes; Cyclopteridae. Bases 1070 to 5617 code for a protein of 1515 amino acids. The record is from RefSeq and is a predicted model, not a curated record.
GAGACGCGCUGAGCGUGUUUGCUGCCAGCUGGAGGCGAUGUCGCUCCUCCUCUCCUCCUCUCCUCUCUCCUCUGCUCAGCUCUGCGUGGCCACUGAGCUUUCAGUCUGCUGGGUGAGAUCAUUACCAGACACCAGGCUCCGGGACCUGACAUUCACCGAUCGAGAGAGAGAGAGAGAGAGAGAAAAGAGAAAAGAGAAAAGAGAGAGAGAGAGAGAGAGAGAGAGAGAGAGAGAGAGAGAGAGAGAGAGAGAGAGAGAGAGCGCCCUGAUGCAACCGGCGAGGGAACGCGACCCACACCACGGUCUCCUGCCUCGGGUCCUCAGUCUCCUGUCCUGGUGGAUGAAAGCGCGGUCUGGCCGCUGACAUUUUCCCGCUGGAUUUGGGCUUGUAGUCGGAUGCUUGUUUUGACUGCAGUACUAGUCCGACUCCCCCCUCCUCCCCGAACAACCGAGUUGCGGAGUUGCGAGGGAUCUCAGCGCUGAACAGCUCCCGGAGUGACCAGCGAUCCUGCAAAAGGCGCCGGAGACGCGCUGCACCGCCGCGGCUCGCAACGCACGAGUCAAUCCGCACGAGCCUCGAAACAUCUCAUUUCUGUGAGGAAUUGGACACAAGCGCCACGUUUCCGAUUGGAUCCCCCCCCCCCUGCUUGUCUACCUUGCUUCUGUCAUCAGAUCGGCUGCAAAUCCUAUUUUCGUUUUUUUUCCUCUUUCCUAAGCACCGUUGACGCCAUUUUCCUCGGGGUUUUCUGUCAAAAGAGAUAUACCUACAUAUAUUCUGGCACCGCUUGACAGCUCCCCGGGAGGCUGUCAUCCCAUCCGUGGCGUGUGUAAAAUGUGUCUAAAUGGAUUGUAAAUGAUCUUGAUAAAAUAUUUACACGUUAGAGCCGAGUGUGUGACAACAUUAGACAUGGACUGUCCCUGGCUUCGCUGUGUUCCUGUGGGACACCCAACCCGACCCCAGUAGUUGACUGACAACAACCAACCAGCCCAACAGACUACUGUUCUCUACUGUCCUAUUGGCUGGCUGCCACAGCUUCCCCCAUCCUGACUGGCUCUGGCGGGAGCGUGGAUGGAGCCAAGGGAUCUGGUUGGCUCGGCCCGACCCAAAGAGGCGGAGUUACAGGGAGGCAGGGUGGGGCCGAAUGAAGAGUCGCAGGAAGGAGCAGGGGCCAUCAGUUUGGCGCGCCGUGAUGAUGUGAUUACCGGUGCCAUAAGUGAAGGGGAGGGGCUAGAGGAACAGGGGGAGGGGCUUCUGGAGGAACAGGAGUUCUCCAUCAAGGAAGCAAGUUUCCAGGAAGGAAGUCUAAAGCUGAAGAUUCAGACCACCAAGCGCACCAAGAAGCCCCCCAAGAACCUUGAGAACUACAUUUGCCCACCUGAAAUCAGGAUGACCAUCAGACCUCCAGUUGGAGAGGGCAAAGGAGGGCGGCAGGGACGAACAGGAGGCGGGGCAGGGCGGGGCCAGAAAGACGAAGAACGAGGACCCCCCAGAAAAAGGACAUACGAGCGCCAGUUCAGAAUGCCUGAGCAGAGAGAGGGAGGCCUGCUGCAACUACUGGGAGAUCACACUCUGCCCAAACACCAGCUUCGCAGCUCCCUCCCUCCUGGACACACACAGCAACAGCAAACGCAUCACAUCCUUACACAACAAUUCCAACACCCUCACUCACAUCAACACCAAAUCAAUCCAGACUGGAUCACGUCUCCAGUACCUUCUGCAUCCCCGGCCAAUCCUGCAGAUUCUGAGCCAGCCAGAGAACUGGCAGCAGCGAGUAGGAGCUCUUCGCUCGAUCCAACCCAACCUUUCUCACGAACCGCUACACGAAGCCCCUCACCUCAGAGAUCCCUGACUCCAGACCUGCAGUUGCCAGUGGUUACAGAUGCCAGUAUUCUCAACCUGACCUCUCUCAGCAGGGGGAGGGGGUUGCAAGAGGUCAGUGAGCAGCUCUUUGGGAACAUCAAGAGGAAGUACGGCAGGAAGGACUCCCAAAGGAUGCUCUGUAAUCCCCACAGUGCUGAUACACUUUGGGGAAGACAGCCAGAGAAAGGAUCGGAGAGCCCAACUAAUUCAGAGGAGAGGCAGAAGUACAGGCUAGAGGAGACAGCUGAGCGGUUCCAUGACGAUAGAGAGGAAAGGAGAAAAGAGGAAAGAGAGCGAGCAAUUGCUGGGAGGAGAGGAGACGAAGAAGACAGAGGGAUGCCCAUGCUGACAGAGGAAGGGAAAGGAAGAAAGAGGCGGAGAAGGCCUUCUUUUGACCAGUCAUUUUCUGCAGAGGAGCCAUUACAGCAACGACAGGACUCUGACACUACAGAGAAGCACCAGCCUGGGGCCUCAGAACCCAAAGUAGCACAUAAGAUGGAGACUCACAAAAACGACUCUCGACUUACAAGUCCCGCCGAUUUCAGUAGAGAACGGAUAGAAAAAGGAGAGAGAACAGAUAAAGGCGAUAAAAGAGAAAAGGGAGAGAGGGUAGACCGGGCAGAAAGAGGAGAGAUAAUUAUAUGCGGGUCUGACCCAGAGUCAGCGUUGAGUGCAAAUAGAAUGAAAAAGAACCCUGUGGGUCGUCCUAAGAUCAACACAGACACCCUUAAACACAGAGAGACGGCUUAUAAUCACAUCAACAAAGCCAAUCUUAACACAAACCCCAGACUCCCUAGCCCAAACCCCAGCCCCAGGGGCAGCAUCAGUCCGAGCCCGAGGGCUAGUAUUAGCGCCAGUCUCAGCCCCAAACCCAGGGUUGCCUUGAGUCCUAGCCCCAGCCACAGCACCAGCUCCACAGCCAGUUCCAGAACAACCAAGGCAAAGGACAGAUGGUCCUACCUGAAAGCUAAAAGCCAUGCCAGCCUCACAUCACCCCACAGAGACAACCGGGGAAGCCCCUCGACCUUAGCUGACCCCCCUUCAGCCUUCCCCAUCACCCCCUCUAGCCCCCUCUACACCAACACUGAUAGCCUCACCGUCCAUACACCCAUUAAGAGGAAACGAGGACGACCCAAGAAACAGCCACUCCUGACAGUGGAAACCAUCCAUGAGGGCACCUCCACCUCACCUCCAAGCCCACUGGCACAGGAAACCUUUGCAGGGCUAAACCGUCGGAGGAAGACACACACACUAAACACAUUAGUGCAAAUGGCCUCUACAACCACCAGCGCCAAUUCUAAUAGUCUGAAACUAAAGCGUGGUAGGGGCCCUUCCAGGCCAGUGAAUAAGAUGAAGCUUGGGAAAAUGCAAAGCAUCCUGAAUGAGAUACUUUCAGGCUCCAGUCAGAACGGCACUCUGGCUCUGAAAUCAUCUUCUGCCCCUGUUACCUCAGCUAUGAGUGCCAUGGCGUCCACUAUUGAGGCUCGGCUGGGAAAACAGAUAAAUGUCAGCAAGAGAGGAACCAUCUACAUUGGUAAGAAGAGAGGGCGGAAACCCAGAGCAGAAACCCAAGGCUCCAAUCCUCCCAAAACCACUAGGGACAAGCCCCCCCUGUCUGUCUCCACAGCCAGUCUCUAUGAGAGCCCUGUAGUGCCUUCGGCCACCUUGUCUCCCAGCUCCAGUGCUCCAUCCUUAAGAACCAGCCACUCUGAUGCCACUAUGCCCAGUUUGCAGCCCAUUUCCGCCCUGCCCUCCAAAGCACCAGGCAGGAGCUUCCUCUCUGGCGGAUGGAAACUGUCUCCUCCACGCCUUCUGGCUAACUCACCUUCCCACCUGUCAGAGGGGGCAUCAGUGAAGGAGGUGACCCUGUCCCCUAUCAGCGAGUCCCACAGUGAGGAGACUAUACCAAGUGACAGUGGGAUUGGGACAGACAACAACAGCACCUCAGAUCAAACUGAGAAGGGCUCCGCCUCUCGGCGCAGGUACUCAUUUGAUCUGUGUGGGUUUGAGGCUGCGGAGGCAGCAGCCCUGGAAGCAUCCAACAGAGGCAGCAGAGCACGCUGUGAACGGCAAGUAACUGCUGUUGACAACUUCCUGUCACAACAGGAAAAGAAGCAAAAACAUCAUCGACGGAAGAGGAAGUGCCUACAGAGCCGAGAUCAUCUUCACUUUCUCUCUGAACUGGAGGAGGUUGUGUUGAAGCUUCAGCAGCUGCGAGUGUCUCACAGACGAUACACCUGCUACUCCCAGCAGCCGUAUCCCUCCAUUUUCCGCCUGAACUUCCAUCAUUACUAUCCUGUUACCUACGACUCCUACCCCUGUGACUCCAGCUCGUACCUCCGCAGGAGCGCCGAUCUGAAGGCCAAGAGGAGACGCGGCCGUCCAGCCAAAGCCAGCGAGCCAAUCACAUCGAAGCUGCCUUUUGUUCAAGGAUAUGGUUAUCCGCUGGCAGGGGGAAAUUACUAUGCAGCACCGUAUGCGAUGCCUUACGCACCUCCUCUGAGUCUGGGCUACUUUCCCCCUGCUGCCCCAUUUUACCUGCCCCACCACUCGCUAGGACCUGCACCUCCUUCUCCCUUCAUGAGGCCUGCUGUCCCCCCUCCCAAGGCUUUCCACUCCAGUGGACACUCACAACUCCAACCAGGGGCCAAGCUUCGCAGCUCCAGUGGCCCACUCCAGGGGCCCUCUGUAAGAGGAGAGGGCCUGGGAUCCCUAGGCAGUGGCAGUGCAAGUGGUCUUGCUGGGGUUCGCCUCCAUAAGAGGAAGCACAAGCACAAACAUAAGCACAAGGACGAACCCCUCCUUUCACUGCGAGAUCGCCAGGAAUUGGGUGGGCUCUUCAGCGGAGCUAAGACCAGUGCGCGCCUCAGCAUGCUGAGUGACAGAAGGGACUUGGUCAGUCAGGGCCCUUCAAAGCAUCUGGAGAAGCAGAGGGGCAUAGGCUCAAGCCUGGGAUCCAGCUUAGGGAUGUUUGAGUCGGAGCAGCUGUCCACACACUCUCUCGCUGACAGCCAGUUCCACUCCCGUCAGACUCGACAGCCAAUAAACAGCUUCAUGAGCAGCUACAGUAGCCAAACCCAGCGGUCAGAGUCAGCUUCUGACCUCUUCUUGGGGUCACGGGGGGACGAGUGUGCAGGGCGGAGCAGGAAGACGAGGCUCGCUGUGUUUGGAGAUCAGGGCUUAAUGUCGUUCCAAACUGCCAGGCAGGAGCCAGGACAGAUGAACAACUGCUCUGGUCCCUCCCACAAUGAUGUUCCCACUAAGCGGAGGUAUAAGCGACGCGAGGUGGAACAGAUCCAGAAGGACGUGAGAAGGAUGCAUUCUUUGAACUUUGAGCAUGUGCAGAAGAUCCUCCGUGCCAAGCGCCUGCAGCGACAAGCCAAAACAGGAAACAACGUCGUCAAAAGACGGCCUGGGCGGCCCCGAAAACAACCUAUAGAAGAAUCAGCGCUGACUAUGAGGAGUGUGGCUAAUCGGGUUGAUGUUCGGGGUUUGGACAUGUUGUCCGGUAGGAGAGGUGAUGGGAGAACUCAGGGGAUGCCUGUCCUGGAGAGGUGUGAUGACCUGCCAGGUAGGCAGAGCCUCAGGCCAAGCUUGAUCCCCGAGCCACUGGAGUUCUCAAAUCACGAUUCCAUCUCGGCGACAAUUGAGACUGUGGUGAAUCAAGCGCGAUCUGUGCCUCCACUGGCCAGAGGAGGCAAACGCAGAGGCAGGGGUCACAGCAGGGACGAGUUAUGGGCUCCUUCCAGUCAAUAGACCUGCAACUCUGUAACCGAACAGAGAGCAGUUGUUGGAGUCAGUGCUGUUUCAGAUGCAGCGCCCUUCGUUCUGAGACUCCUCGGUGCACUUUGACUUGUUUCUCCUGUCUGAUUUGUGAGGACUACAGAGGGUCAAAGGAGGAGGGAACGCAUACGGUACCAUCCCUCUGCUUGCUAAACCCAACCAGACAUGAGCCUUUCAAGAAUUCAUUGGACCUUCAUUUGCAAUGGCACUAUAUGGUACUGUUUGAUACUGAAUCUGAUGCUAUAAAAGUGUGUGGUACUCAU